Messenger RNA from Linderina pennispora, 1229 nucleotides. RefSeq names its product MFS general substrate transporter. Gene Ontology annotation, cellular component: membrane. Gene Ontology annotation, biological process: transmembrane transport. The coding region runs from base 6 to 1193 and encodes 395 amino acids. The record is from RefSeq and is a predicted model, not a curated record. NCBI's taxonomy places the organism in Eukaryota, Fungi, Kickxellomycota, Kickxellomycetes, Kickxellales, Kickxellaceae. The transcript has 4 exons. Gene Ontology annotation, molecular function: transmembrane transporter activity.
ACUCGAUGGACCGUAGUAAUCUGGGCCUUUCGAAGGUUGUUGGUCUUGAGAAGGAUACGGGUAUGUCUGGCUCAGACUUCAACGUGGUCACCAGUAUCAUGUAUCCGACAUAUCUUCUUUUCAUGUUACCGAGUAACCUGGUGCUACGCAAGGUUGGAGCGCGCCUCUGGCUCCCGUUUCUCACUAUGCUGUGGGGCAUCGUCAACAUGUGCAUGGCCUUUGCAAAGAACAAGACGGAUCUGAUCCUUUGCCGUCUGUUCCUCGGCGUGGCAGAGAGCGGAGCUACUCCAGGUGCUUUAAUGCUCAUUACUCUGUGGUAUCCACGCACAAUGAUCACAUCGCGUGCUGGUAUGCUGUACUCGGCAGCCGCUGUUGGAGCUGUCAUCGGCGGCCCUACUGCAACUGCUAUUGGCAAAAUGACCAACACCCACUUCAAGCGGUGGGAGUGGAUCUUCUUCAUCGAGGGCUUGACCACAGUUGGCUAUCAGUCUUAUCAUAGCUGGAUCCUGAGCCCUGACGAAAAGGCAAUUAUCAACCGGCGUAUGGCACAGGAUCAGGUCGAGGGUGGCAAAAAAUCGGUCAACAGAACGCGGCUUCUGGGAUGUCUGAUGUUCUGCGCCAACUUUGGGGAGAUGGGCUACAGCGAGGGUGCGUCGCAGGCUAUGCAGGCAGCACCAGGGAUAUGUGGGUUUAUUGGGAGCAUUAUUGCGCGCUUCUACCCAAAGUGGUUUGGGUCGCACUUUCACAGCAUGCUGUUUUGUGCAGGCUGGAUUAUUUCCGCUACGGCCAUCCUUCUGGGAGUCACCAACAACCCGGCAAGGAUCAUUGCCCUAUGUAUGCUGUCGUUUGGCAGUUUUAGCACUCUUAGCAUUGGGCCCGGAUGGCUGAUGAGCAACGUUGGCGGUCCUACCCGCGCUGCCUUGUCCAGUGCAGUCGAUAUCAUGCUUGCCGGCCUUGGAGGCCUCUGCACCGCCUACAUUUACCGCAACAAGGAUGCUCCGCGGUACAUGUUUGGCCACGGCAUGAACAUGUUUGCUGCAGGCUUGAUGGUGGUUGUGUCUACCGCCUCGCAUUUCAUCAUCGUCCACCGCAACAGGCUGAAGGAGACACACCCAGUUGAUAUAUCUGGAAUGUCGCAAGAUGAAAUCGAUUUGCUGGAAAACGACCACCCCGACUUCCGCUAUGUAAACUAAGCAACAAUAUACUGGUAAUAUAUGCUAUUACUUGAU